AUGGCCAUCACACCUACUCAGUUUGCCAAGAAGACGACGCAGUCCGCCAACUGGACGGAAGCAAAGCGUCGAGUUAUUUCUUCUUACCGCGAAUGGAUUCGAUCCGCCCCUGAGAUGCAGACAAUGUACAACAUCCCCAUGCCCGUGUCGGUGAUUCGCACCCGGAUACGCCAGGAAUUCGAGCGCCACCGCUACGUCAACAAGCUCUCCGUCGCAGAUGUCCUUCUGUACAAGUCGCACGCCGAAUACCAGGAGACUAUGAACUUUUGGAAGCAGACGACGCACAUCAUGUCGUAUUUCAAGGACGAGAACUUCCGAGGAGACAAGAGGCUGCCGUCGAACUUCAUGUCGGGCUUCCUCCAGGUGAGUAGCAUAUGA
Molecule: messenger RNA, 378 nt
Organism: Geosmithia morbida
Lineage: Eukaryota; Fungi; Ascomycota; Sordariomycetes; Hypocreales; Bionectriaceae
Product: NADH dehydrogenase (ubiquinone) 1 alpha subcomplex subunit 6
Exons: 4
Coding region: 1-378 (125 amino acids)
Biological process (GO): response to oxidative stress
Source: RefSeq, a predicted model, not a curated record